AGACGCGCUUGCAGGCGGAUGCAACAAUUCGUCUUUUCGCCACAUUUUACCUGCAGCGAUCGGUUGGUGCGGUUCUCGAGAAACAGAAGAAGAAAGUGAACUUUUUAUCAACGUGGGUUGAGGUUAAAGGAUUCUUAUUUUCUACAGCAACGACAGUGAUCCACCAGUGUGUACAUAGUGACGAUUUGUUUUUGGAGCGAUCAUAAGCCACAAAAGUCCUUCGAAAUGGUGCUGGAUCUAAACUUCUCGCGUUACGAUAACACAACCCCGUUCGGUUUUAAGCUCGUCGGUGGAGCUGAUUUUGAUGUUCCCUUAACGGUUGUCAAAAUUCUACCCGGAAGCAUCGCCGAAGACGUUGGCAUGCACAUGGGCGAUGUGGUGGUGCGCAUCAAUGACAUACCGACGGGCAACAUGUCCUAUUACGAUGCCCACCAGCUGUUGGCUUGCGCCGGCAACCAGUUCGUGCUAGGCAUCUUAAGGGCACGUGAGGUUACGCCGUCCCAACGGCUCAUCAAGGAGAAAACACCUUCGGGCGAGGUGGAGUACAUCAACACCUCGCCGAAACCGUUCUGGACGCCGAAUGUCGGCAGCCCAUCGCCGUUGGCAGUUCACCACCCUGCCAAGGAGGAACCAAGGCAGCAGCAGCAGCAGCCCGACGAACAGAUUCCCGAGGUACCGAUCACCGACGAGCAGAUAGCCGAGAUCCUCUCGGGUGAAGCCGAAGUGCUUAAGCAACACAACGUGAUCGGCGUGAACUUUAACAAGAUGAUCCCGAAGGCGGGCGUGUUUAAGCAGAGCGAAGUCUUCAAAACGCUCAACAGCGAGCUGGUGCAGAGCGAAGAGGAGGACAAAAAGUGGACCACCUUCCUGCAGAAGCCGUCCCGACCGCCGCCGAAGACGCCCGAGGAGCGGAAGCUCGAGCGGAACCCGCCGACCGAGCGCUACCAGGUACGAAUUGUGAAGCAACCGAAACCGAAAAUUGCCCCCGACUACAAGCCACCCAAAUCACCGGAACCCGAGCCGGAACCGGAACCGAUACCAAUGUACGACGAGUACCUGAACGAACGCCAGGAGGUGGAGGUGGAAACGAUCAAGACGCUCGUGGAAGAGCCGGUCGUGCCGGGCGAACCGAUGGCAGGUGAAGGGGAGGCACAGCAGCCCGGGGCACCCAACCCGACCGAGGAGGAACCCUCGGAGGAGUUCCGCGAGCAGUUGCAGAAUGUGCAAAAGCAGCUGGAAGCGCUAUCGGCACUGCCGAACACGAUCCAGGCCACGAUAGCCGCCCUGACCGAGCAGCUCGCCGUGUUGGCCGCACCGAAACGGAAGUCCAAGAGUAUCUCACCCCGACCGGAAGAAGCGGAUCCGAGUGCGGGUGGUGAGGGCACCGAACAGUCGGCACCGGAGGCCAUCGUGCCCGAAGUGUCCGAGACGUUCGAGGUGACUGAGUUUAGCAGGGCGGACAGCAGCGGCAGCGGCGAUCAGUCCUCAUCGGUCGACGAAGGCGAACACAUCCACUACACAGAGGAGGAGCUUGAGCAGCUAGAGAAAAGGAUGAAGGAGCACGACAUUGAGUGGACCAAUCAGAACGAUAAGGAUUCCGAUAGCUCCAGCCAGCAUAAUGCCGGCGGUGACAUCCGCACCGCGGUGCAGGACGAGCUGAAGCUGCAGGUGGUCAAAAAGAAGAAGAAGGCAGUCAGCGCGUUCGGCCCGCUGACGCCGCAGGAGCGGCCCAUCUACCUGCCUGGCGGGCGCAAGUGGCGCACGGCGAAGGACGCAUUCAACGAGCAGUUCAUCGCGGAAGUGAUCAGCUCCCAGGCGGAACUGAUCCAGGGCACGACGCUCGGCAACUUCUACGAAAGCCCUCAUCUGGGUUACGACGACAGGGUAAACUUCCUCAAGUACCAGAAACCGGAGAAGGAUUUGAGCUUCAUCAAGAACAGCGACGUCUACAAGCUGGUACACGAUAUGGAUCCCCCCAAGAGUGGCAUCGAGCUGCGCCCGGAGAUGGUAGUGGCCGAAGAAGAUGUGCGAAAGUGUGCAUCACCCUGCUGAGGAAGCCUCCGAAGAAUAUCCGUUCCCUGCCGUUCCCUGCCGUUCCCUGGCGUUCCUUCUUAAAUCCUUCCCUCCCAGCCAAUAUGAUGUAUUAAUAAGCUUCCUAUCAGCAUCAUCGCAUAUGGUUAAUUAUCCUUUUCAAUCAUUACAUACACACCCCUUUCGUUUGUUUCAUUGGACCUAGCUACUGUAAAUUAGCUCCUAUCUUACGCUCCUCUUAGGACAGCAUCAAACGAUAAGAAGCUGAGUUGAAACAAACACAGAUCUAAAAGUUCAUUUUAAGCAAUAGGCUUUGUGCUUAGGACCAAAAACAUUGUUUUCAUUACAUCACAUGAUUGUAUAGAACACGUCAUUAUCAACUAUUACUCUAGAGACUGGUAUUUCUAUGUAAAUAAGUACAAUAAAAAUAAAUAAAAACACCAUUAACGUG
Molecule: messenger RNA, 2482 nt
Organism: Anopheles coluzzii
Lineage: Eukaryota; Metazoa; Arthropoda; Insecta; Diptera; Culicidae
Gene: Zasp67
Product: pinin
Exons: 11
Coding region: 226-2052 (608 amino acids)
Biological process (GO): muscle structure development; actin cytoskeleton organization
Cellular component (GO): filamentous actin; adherens junction; Z disc
Molecular function (GO): actin binding; muscle alpha-actinin binding
Source: RefSeq, a predicted model, not a curated record